AUGUAUGUCAAGUGGUGCCGAAGAACACACAUCUGUCGCACAGAUUUGCCGAAUGCGAUGAAUGCGGCGGAAAUCACGGAUAAGUUGGGUCUGCAUUCGCUGCGAAAUCGGAACUGGUACAUUCAGGCCACGUGCGCCACUUCCGGCGAUGGCCUCUACGAAGGUCUCGAUUGGCUCUCAAAUCAACUUAAAAAUCAAAAAUAAUUUUUAACAACAAAUACAUCUCUUUUGUGAAACAAACAAAAACUAUUAGUUUUUAAAUAUAAUAUUAAACUUAAGACCAAUCGGACGAAACACUCCAUUAAUUAAACUAAUUAUUAUUAUUAAGUAAUGAAUCGCUCGCUUUUUCGAUGAUAUAAAUUAUUAUAUAUAUAUUAUAAAUGAUUGGAUUUCUUGUUUUUAAUUCUGUUUAUUAUCUGUUUUUCUCUGUAUUCAUGUCUUCGCUUAAACAAAACUGUUUUUAUAAUUAAAUUCUGAUUAAAACACGAAA
Molecule: messenger RNA, 490 nt
Organism: Medioppia subpectinata
Lineage: Eukaryota; Metazoa; Arthropoda; Arachnida; Sarcoptiformes; Oppiidae
Source: the annotation of a GenBank genome assembly